Molecule: messenger RNA, 991 nt
Organism: Candidula unifasciata
Lineage: Eukaryota; Metazoa; Mollusca; Gastropoda; Stylommatophora; Geomitridae
Source: the annotation of a GenBank genome assembly
GCAGGAGGCCACGCUUGUGCCUGUUCUGAUCCACGUCCAUGGAGGAUCCAACGAGGUGGGCAUGGGCGCCAUGCUGCACGCUGACGUGCUGGCCAGCCGGGGCCAGUUUGUGGUGGUCACCUUCAACUACAGACUGGGAGCCUUUGGGUUUUUCCAUUCCCCGACUCUGGAUAUUCCCGCUAACCUGGGCCUGCACGAUCAGCUGCUAGUCUUUAAGUGGGUGCAACAGAACAUUGGUCAGUUCGGCGGCGACCCCAACAAGGUCACCAUCCAAGGUCACAGUGCCGGCAGUGUGGAUGUGGGUAUUCAUCUGCUGUCGCCGGCCUCAUCAGGUCAUUGUAUGUUAUAUGUUGUAUGUUGGGUGUUGAGAGUUGGAUGUUGGAUGUUGUAUGUUGGAUGUUGGAUGUUUCAGCAUGGCGAUGAAAUCUUCUAUUUCACGGCAAGUGUGGAUGGAUUCUUCCUUCUCGACCACCCGAUCAAACUGCUGGAUCGACGGACCCACAGACAGACAGGGACCCUGAACGGAGAGGCCCUGUUGAUGGUUUUUCCUUAUGUCUGUUUACAAUAUAUGUUACCCCCCCCCCCCCUUUUCCCUCCCCCGAAUGACAUGCUAAACACCAGCCCAACUUAUGAGGAUCAGAUUAAGUUGGUCCACUUUGUGUACAAGCCGUGGUCGGAUCCUUACAAUGUGACUGCCAACUUCAUUCGUCUGUCGGACCUGAUCGGUGACAUCACGUUCACAGCUCCGACAAUCCAGACAGCCGACUACCUGAGUAGGAGCAACAGAACCCAGCUUUAUGUCUACAGCUUCGAGCAUAGAUCUGAUAGCUCUAUUUAUCCUCAGUGGAUGGGUGUGCCUCACGGAGAUGACUUGUUUCAUGUGUUCGGGACCCCUCUAGAAGGUUCCAGGGGGAGAAACUUCACAGCCCGGGACCGAUUGGUCAGUCAGGCUGUCAUGGACUUGUGGAUCCAUUUUGUGAAACACGGGUAA